Messenger RNA from Aspergillus uvarum CBS 121591, 254 nucleotides. RefSeq lists its product as uncharacterized. Bases 6 to 221 code for a protein of 71 amino acids. The record is from RefSeq and is a predicted model, not a curated record. The transcript has a single exon. Lineage: Eukaryota; Fungi; Ascomycota; Eurotiomycetes; Eurotiales; Aspergillaceae.
CCGCCAUGCUGUUGCUGCUGCUGCUGCUCUUGGCGCUGUCGCAGCCGCGUAGCCAAGAAGGGCCUCACCCGCGUCCGCAGAUGGUGAUAGAUGUUCACAUGCAGCGCGCUCUGGAAGAGCGCCAAGUCAUGGAGGUAGUCGACCGCCCACUCGAUGCCUUGCAGCCACGCGUCCUGAUACUCGGGGAGGUUAUCGUCAGCUCUGUUGGUGGUUUUGCGUGAUAGAGGGGUCAGCCAACUUCUCUCUUCGAGCCA